AUGCCUCAUCUGGUGGCUCUCCGCCAGCGACUCUCCGAGGAAACAGCCCGGCUAACUCGACCCCGCUUACCCCCAGCACCACAGACCGAAUAUCGAAAGCCCAAGAACCAAAUUCAUAUAUUGGAGACGGCGCCGAUUUCGGGGUUCAUCGCCGAGGCGGCCCUGCAACGGUUAGAGUCGCUGGUCUUCCAACACCACAGACCGAAAUUCUGGGCCCGGUAUGUGGAUGAUACCUUCGUCGUCAUCGAACGGGAUCAACUGCUGACAUUCAAGGAACAUCUGAAUGCGGUCUUCCCGGACAUACAAUUUACGAUGGAGGAGGAAGAGAACAACCAGUUGGCCUUCCUGGAUGUCCUCGUAUGCCGCAAGGAUUGUGGUGGACUAAAGACCAAAGUGUUCAGGAAAGCGACAAAUACGAUGCAAGUACUGAGCUUCAACAGCAACCACCCAAUCAGUCAUAAACGCAGUUGUGUAAGGACGCUCUAUCGGCGUGUCGAAACGCACUGCAGUGAGCCGGAAGACAAGAUUGCUGAACUACAAUACCUCCGACGGGUAUUCAAAGCCAAUGGCUACCCGGGCAACUUUGUCAACCGGUGCAUACGCAAAAUGGACGAAAGACCUAACCGCAGGGACACCAAAGUUUGGCGAGCGCUUCCAUAUGUCAAGAACGUUUCGGAAGCUGUUGGCCGCCUUCUCGCACCGCUGGGGGUUGGAGUUGCACACAGGCCAGAGGCAACCAUCAGGCGCCAAUUGAUGAAACCAAAAGGCACGGCAAGAAACGUCUGGAGUAGUUUAUCGGAUUUGGUGCAGUUGCGGACAAAUCAACUACGUCGGAGAAACCGGAAGACAGCUCCGAACGAGAAUGGCCGAACACGCUGCAGCAGUGCGGAGAAAUGA
This is a messenger RNA of Spirometra erinaceieuropaei, 897 nucleotides long. Lineage: Eukaryota; Metazoa; Platyhelminthes; Cestoda; Diphyllobothriidea; Diphyllobothriidae. The record is from the annotation of a GenBank genome assembly.